Choloepus didactylus (southern two-toed sloth) is the source of this 4358-nucleotide messenger RNA. RefSeq names its product putative zinc finger protein 487. Gene Ontology annotation, biological process: regulation of DNA-templated transcription. Lineage: Eukaryota; Metazoa; Chordata; Mammalia; Pilosa; Megalonychidae. The transcript has 8 exons. The coding region runs from base 523 to 2565 and encodes 680 amino acids. The record is from RefSeq and is a predicted model, not a curated record.
AGAGGGGAAGCGCGCCGUUCCGGGCCACCCCGCCGCGGGGCACGGGCUCCCACCCACGGCCGCGGCGGUCUCCCGCCCCCGCUUCGCGCCUCUAAUAAAAAGCGAUUCUGCCCCGGUUCAGCGUUGUAUCCUCCACAGCGGUGAGCCCGAGGACGUCACUGUCCGGUGUAGAACGUGGGCUCCGUUCUGUCCUGGGCCAUUGUGUUUCUGGGAUCCUCGGAGCCUGUCAGGGUUCUUGGUCGCCCUUCGUCGUGAAGGAUUCUGGGCCCCGUCCGCACCCGCCUGCCCGUGUGUCCUUGGAGAUUAGGGUUUAUUUGACUUUUUGAGAGACCAUCCCGAGAUACCCCUGAUGUCGGUUCUACCUAAAAUGAUUUUGUCCCUAGCCCCAGACCCUGUUCCCAGGAACAAAGCCUUAGGAAGAGGACUCCCACCCGGAAGAUCGCCCAGGAGGAAGAGCCCGAGCGAGGGCAGACCCUCCCUGUCAUCCUUGGCUUCACCCAGAAGCCACCCGAAACUAAGAAAAUGGGAGGUUUGAGCUCCUCCUUCAUUGUUCUCUACAUGUUUCCUAGAGCAGCAGAAAAUGAACAGAUCUCAGGGGUCAGUGUCAUUCAGGGACGUGACCGUGGGCUUCACUCAGGAGGAGUGGCAGCAACUGGACCCUGCGCAGAGGACCCUGUACAGGGACGUGACGCUGGAGAACUACAGCCACCUUGUCUCAGUGGGGUAUUGUGUAACAAAGCCAGAGGUGAUCUUCAAGCUGGAGCAAGGAGAGGAGCCGUGGUUAGAGGAAGAAUCCCGAAGCCAGAGCCACCCAGCUCUACAUUCACACCUCUCCAUGCUUUUCCAAGACCAAAAGAAAAUGAACAGAUCCCAGCAUUUAAUCAUCCAUACAGCAAAUAUUUAUGCAGCAUAUACCAUGUACUUGAUACUCUUCUAUGUCCUAGAAGAUCAGUUGUGAAUAAAGGGGUCAGUGUCAUUCAGGGACGUGACUGUGGGCUUCACCCAGGAGGAGUGGCAGCACCUGGACCCUGCCCAGAAGACCCUGUACAGGGAUGUGAUGCUGGAGAACUGCAGCCUCUUCAUCUCAGUGGAUUGAAGAACUGGACACAGGCAAGGAAAGAAGCAAUGGCUUCCUGGGGACAGAGCCAGGGCCCCAGACAAGAAGAGCCUGUUUUGGAGAGCCGUGAUGACCAGCCUGCUGCCCCCUGCCCUGGGCAAGAGUCCAGCCCAGGGAACCCUGGAGUGAGGAGCAUGAACAUGGCCCUGACUCCAUCCGUGAUGCCCAGGGCAAACUUGGGACCUCCUUUGGCUUUGCGCAGUUCACCAUCUUCCUCUGGUGGCCUCACCACCCAACUACAGCCUCCAACCACUCCCUCACCUUCGGCAUUUUCUCCUGGUGAAAGGUCUGGGGAAUGGGGGAAUUGGGAACAAAACUCCAUCCCUCUUAGGUCCCUGGCAGACUCCUACAGAGGAGACAUAGGGCUUUCUCAGCAACUGGACCGCAGACUCUUGCAGCAGUUGUUGCGGGAAUGUCCUGAAUGGGAGCAAUUAUUGAAUCCAACGCUCAAGACACUUCUACAAAGUUUUCUAAAAUCCCAGCACCCAAGGAAUCCCCAGGAGAUACUUCUCAGCCUGAGAGAUCCACAGUCAGAAAUGAGAAAGCUGCUUCACUGGCUGCUAGGACAGUUUCCUUACUGGCCGAUACUCUUAGAUCAGAGCCUCAGGAGGAUACUUCAGCAGUAUGUUUUAUCUCGGGAGCAGCAGCCUGGCCAGGGAGGGCAGCAGGAGCAGACCCUGCAGGCCUGUCUGCCCAGGUCCCACCAGUGGCAGCAGCCCACCCUGGGAGGGCAGCAGUCGCAGCCGCUGCAGGUCUGUCUGCCUUCCUUCCAGUGUCUGCAGCAGCCUGCCCAGGGAAGACAGCAGGCUGCCCAGGGAGGGCAGCAACCACAGAUGCUGCAGGCCUAUUUGCCCAUGUUCCAGUGUCUGCAGCAGCCCGCCCAGGGAAGGCAGCAGGGACAGACGUUGCAGGCCUAUUUGCCCACGUUCCAGUAUCUGCAGCAGCCCGCCCAGGGAGGGCAGCAGCCACAGACGCUGCAGGUCUAUCUGCCCAUGUUCCAGUGUCUGCAGCAGCCCACCCAGGGAGGGCAGCAGGUGCAGACGCUGCAGGCCUAUUUGCCCACAUUCCAGUAUCCACAGCAGUAUGCCCAGGGAGGGCAGCAGGCACAGACGCUGCAGGCCUGUUUGCCCAUGUUCCAGUAUCCGCAGCAGCCUGCCCAGGGAGCACAGCAGGCACAGAUGCUGCAGGCCUAUAUGCCCACGUUCCAGUACGUGCAGCGGCCCCAGGUACCUCGGCCUGGCAUGAGAGGGCAGCAGGGGCAGAUGCUGCAGGCUUAUCUGCCCUCCUACCAGCAAUGGCAGCAGCAGCCUGAAUUGGAGGGGCAGCAGCCACGGAUGCUGCAGGCCUAUCUGCCCACAUUCCAAUAUCCGCAGCAGCUCAGUUCAGCUGACCAGCAGCCACGAAGGCUACAGACCCAUCAUCCUCCACACCAGGGCAGUGAUGGUUGACACUGAGCCUGGUAGGGAAAGGCAGCUGCCGACUCUGCCAGUCCAAUGCAAUGAUGUCACCAAUAGUCCCUACAUAAAGAGUCCUUUGGAGACCUCUCUCCGGACUCAUAAACCCACACGUGGACCUUACCCUCUUCUUCAGCUGCAGAAUUUGUGGCAGCCCUUGCAGUCUCUGAAAUCGUGAAGGCAUUGCCAGUUCUGGAGCUUCUGAAACCACUUUGUGGACCCAGGAGCAGGUUUAUACUGGCUGCAAAGCCCAUGAGGCUCUCAACCACAGGAUGGCCAGGUGCCUCCCCAUCAAAGGUCCUAGACAUCAUCUCUGAGGCAGAAACUGGCCAGGAGGUUCCUAGAAGCACGCUCUCUCCCGCCAUCCUCAGCUGUCUGUGCUGCUGAGAGAGCUGAGGGGUCCAUCAUCCCCGGUUGCUUCUGGAACAACGUCAGGGUCACCAUGCACAACUCCUGCCUGAGAUGGAAAUGUUCAUUCAGUUGAAGAGUUUAAUAGUUUUCUAAAGGACAGCUCUCUAGCCCACAUAGCCUCACAGCUGCAUAUCUGUAGGGGUAACGGGACACAUGUCUUCUCUGUGCAGCCUGUCGCUGCUGCUGUUUUAUUAAAUUACCAUUUUAUUGUUGCUGAAGUUAAACUUCAAGGGCUGUUGGAGUUAUGCCCCCUACUCAGCAUUCCUUUUAGAUACAGGGUUCAACACGAGACACGGGAAAAGCAGCGUGCACCCCAACUCGUUCUUCUAAUGUGGGACACAAAGUCUUUAUUUCUAGGAGAAAUCAUUGCAAAGUUCACCUUGGACUUGGAGGAGAGCCCGUGUUUAAGGGCCGUACCCUGUGCUAAGGGAGUUAGCCCAGAAGAGGGUGUGGGUCAUACUGUGGCUUUCUUUUUUUUCUCUAGUGAAUCAGUAAAGCUGUUACAAGUUGUUUCUCUGAGUUGCUGGAUUCUCUUGCUGCUCCAUGGCCCCCACCACAUCAGAUGUCAGAACCAGGCACUUUUCCCUUGCCAACUUACCCUGUCAGUCUUGUCUCCCUUUCUUUACAUGCCUGUUAAAUGGGUCUAAUGGCUAAGUCUUGAUCAGGGCCUCUCAUUGUACCUCAUUCAUGCCUUUGCUUAUGACUUCCCUUCAGCCAGGAAGCUACUGUUGUUUGUUGUUGCUGCUUGUUUUAGUUUUUUUAAAAAUCUUUUUAUUGAAGUAUAACAUCUGUAGAGAAAAGUGCCCAAAUUAUAAGUGUACAGUUCAGUUGUGAAGAGUCCCAGGGGGCCUCUCCCAGUUCCUUACCCCUCCAGUGUUAACUGUUAGCCCAACUUCUAACCCAUGGGCUGUUUUUGCCUAUUUUUGAUAUGUUAUUAAAUCCCCAAAACCAAGGAGAAGUUUUGCUUGGCUUGCUGCCACCAGGGAGGGCACAUUAGAGAAACCAUGAGUGGAUCUUGGUAGGAAGAGGGAGCAGGGAGAGGCUUCUGAGAGGAUUAGGCUAGGGUUGAAUAAUUCCAAGGAGAAGUGGGGAUCAGUUCUAAGCUGGUUGCUUUCAAGAGGCGAGGGCAGCUUAGUAAUUAGAAAUCUCAGUAGUAUGUGUUUGGCAGGUGAGAUUAGCAAAGCAGGCUGGGCAUUUUUGGUGGAAAAAGCAGUAAUAACUCAAGAGAGUCGUUUUGAAGCUUCACAUCCACAGCAUGACCUUGGAGAAAUGUUUUCUGUUACCCUUGCAGAUGGUUUUAUCUGUGUUAUCAGAUAUUAGAUAUAGAUAACAGGCAAAGAUGAUUUGAUUUUUACUUUGAGUACUAGGCUAAUUUU